UUUGUGUUUCUCAUUUGUUGCGGAGAGUAUCCGCGGUAAGGUCUGGGCCUUAGUGCAGCGUGGGACGGAGUCUUCAGUCCAGGAGCUCUCGAGCUGCCACCGCAGGUGCCCUAACUGGCUAAUGGGCUAGUGGGAAAGAGCGGGAGCCGCUACCAGCCUUUCUUAAAUACUCCAGCCCGCUCCGGGGUCACCUGAGGUCGCGGGCCCUGAGCGGGCGGUGCUUUGCUGUCAGAUGCGGGAAGAGGGUGCAUUGCAGGUUUCCUCCUUUAGUCUUGGCAUUUCUCGCCGAUUUCUUUCUCACUUCCUCUUACUCUAGCUCCCAAGGUAUCCUGACCUCUUGUUUAUAUUCAUAUCUCUAGCAUCCAUUCAUAUAUUCAUUCAUUCAGCCAAUUUUUAAUCCAGCAUUUACAAAUGCAGAUACUGUUUUAGGAUUACAAAAGUGAACAAGUCAGAUAAAACUCCCUAUCCUCAUCGAGUCUAGGAGCCUGCAUUUUAGCGCGAGUAGUACUACAAUAAAUGAUGGUUGUGAUAUAUAAAGAACUAAUGCACCAUACUGGAAAGUGAUAAAGUGCCUAGAGAAGAAUUAACAUAAAGCAAGGUAAAGUAUUUCAGGACUAGAAGGAGAAAGUAGGUUGCAAUUUUAAAUAAGGUAAAGUAGACCUCCCUGGGAAGAUGACAUAUAAGCAACAUUUGGCAAUAGCUUGAAGUGAACAGACCAGCUAGUAGAAAGGCCUAAGAUGGAAAUGUGCCUGGAAUGGGGGGGGGGGGGAUAAAAAAUAAAUAAAGGUCAUUGUGGCUGAAUGGGAUUCAAUGAAGGGGAGAAUAGUAGAAGAGGAUGUCAGAGAUAAUGGUCACAUCCUAUAGACUGCUAAAAGACUUGAAGCUUUUAUCUUGGGGGAGCAGAAGAGUUAAUGCCCUGUGCCAAAAGACUUCAGCUUUCAUUUCAGUAAAAUUGGAGAGUCUUGAGCAGAGAUGAAAUGACCAACUUAAGUUGUAACUGGAAUGUUCAGACAGCUGUAUUAAGAAGAGAAAAGGAAGGCAAGGAUAGAAGCAAGGAGAGUGGUUAGGAAGCUAUUGAAGUAAUGGAAAGAAGGAAUGAUAAUAAUGGUUGCUCAGGCCAAGGUGUUAGCAAUGGAGAUUGUAUUGUAGGAAUAUUAACACUUUCAAUUUGUCUUUCUGUGCUCCCUCAUCUCCACAGAUGCACCAAGUCCUCAAUGAUUCUGUUUUAUUCCCCUUCUCAUGGUCACUCUCCUCUCUUUUUGCUCUCCUUCACCGAAUAUGUAGAAAAGCAAGAUGUGAGUUCACACCUGACUUUUGUUGAUGAUGAACCUGAAAUCCAGAGCAAUGUUUAAAACAUCAAGUCAGAUAGCAGCUGCACUGUAAGUCAAGGAGUUUCCUUUUGCUGGUACCACCAAGAUUUGUGUCCCCAAAAGGAGACUGGCAAAUACAGAAGCCAUUUCAUUACUAUUUGUUUGGAAACUAGAUCUGACCAUCAAGAAGAAAAUAAGGACAGUGGUAGAAGACUAUAAAAGAAAGCUGAGUAAAAAGAUGCAGCAGGUAAGAAGAGGGGAGGCUACAAUAUACAUCACAAGGAGGAGAAAAGAGAAGUUGUGCUCUCAGAUGAGAGUCCAGGAUCACCAUGCCAGCUACUUUGCAUUCCCAGCAAUACCCAGCUCCUUCAGAAAAAAGUUCUACCAGCUUCUCAAUAUCCUGUCUUCACUAAAGAUGGAAGUCAAGAAAACCUACUAGAAACAGAUGCCACACUGAUGAGCUGGGCCCAAGCAUCGCUAACAUUUGAGGAUAUAGCUGUGAACUUCUCUAGUAAGGAGUGGCAGAGUCUGACCUAUUUUCAAAGGCAUCUCUACAAAGAUGUGAUGUUGGAAAAUUAUGGAAACAUGGUAUCCCUUGGAUUUUCAUUUCCUAAACCUCCUUUGAUCUCCCAUCUGGAGCAAGAAGCAGAGCCAUGUGUUCAGGAUCUACAGUACGGGAGGUUCCUGAGCUGCUCCUUCCCAGUACCAACAGGCAGGAUUUGGCCUGGGAGUGAGAAGGCACCUUCAGAACAAGAAGUAUUUGAAAACAGAGAAGUCUUCUGGGUGAAAUGUAACAGUCUUCUAAAUAUUGUUUCCCAGGAUCCUGAAGUUAGAGAAGUUUGUAUGCAGGAUGUCAAACUAGAAAAUCAAUGGGAAACAUUCGUAAGGGGAGAACUGAGAGAAGUGAGAGAAGGCUCUACAGAAGUGACCUUCAAAAAGGGAAAGAACCAGAAGGUACUUAAAAAAAUCUUUAAUUCAAACUCAAAACAUAUUUCAUAUAAUAGAGUGUUUACAAAGCAAAAACUUCAUGAAUAUACGAAAUGUGACAAAAAAUUCAGCUGGCAUUCAGACCUAAUUCUCCUUGAUCAAAUUCAUUCUGGUGAGAAAUCCCAUGUCUGUAAAGAGUGUGGGAAAGCUUUCAAGACCAGAAAUCAAUUUUCUGUACACUACAUAAUCCACACAGGAGAGAAACCUUUUAACUGUACACACUGUGGGAAAGCCUUCAACAGCAGAUCAGCUCUUUGCAGACAUAAAAAAAUCCACAGUGAAGAGAAGCCUUAUGAGUGCCAGGACUGUGGGAAGGCCUUCAAGACCAGGACACGUCUCAGUGUGCAUCAGAUAGUCCACACUGGGGAGAAGCCUUACAAAUGUAAUGACUGUGGAAAGGACUUCCAGUUUAAGCAUUCCCUUAUUGCCCAUGGCAGAAUCCAUACUGGGGAUAAACCAUAUGAAUGUGAGGAGUGUGGGAAGGCUUUCAGAGGGAGUUCAGAUCUCACCAAACACAAAAGAGUCCACACUGGGGAGCGACCUUAUGAGUGCAACAAGUGUGGGAGGGCCUUCAGUCAAAGCUCAGACCUAAGCAAACACAGAAGAGUCCACACUCAGGAGAAACAUUUUGGGUGCCCUCAGUGUGGAAAAGCCUUUAGUAUCAAGGCAGAUUUCAAGAAGCAUAGAAGAAUCCACAAUGAGGAAAAACCUUACAAGUGUGAGAAGUGUGGAAAAGCCUUCCGUCAUAACUGUAAGCGCAGGGCUCAUGAACUAGAACACACAGGGAAGAAGCCCUAUCCAUGUGGAGAUUGUGGGAAAACUUUCCAGGAUAGGCACUGCCUUACCAUCCAUCAAAGAAUCCACACUGGAGAGAAACCUUAUAAAUGUUUGGAAUGUGGCAAAGCUUUCAGUGGGAAGUCCAACUUGACCAAUCAUCAAAGAAUUCACACUGGAGAGAGACCCUACACAUGUGAGAUUUGUGGAAAGGCCUUUCAUCAUAAUUCAGUACUGAAGCAACACAAAAGAAUCCACACUGGUGAAAAGCCAUAUACGUGCUAUGAGUGUGGCACAUCUUUCCGUCAGUACUCAGCUUUAACUGGACAUAAGCGACUUCAUACUGGAGAGAAACCUUAUGAAUGUGAGGAGUGUGGCAAAGCUUUCAGGGUGAGCUCCAAUCUUACUGGACAUAAGAAAAGAAAACAUUUGAGUAUGGAGAAGCCAUGAGCUUGAUGAGAAUGGGAAAUCCCUCUCUCCAGUAAACAUUUCCCAGACCUUCUCAGUAAUCAGUAUUUUGACCAUUCAUGCCAGAUUAUAAUGAUUCUGUUGUUUACAACUUUCCAUUUCCUUACCAACUCUUAGACUGGUCCUUCUUGUUCUCCUACAUAGGGUUUUCCUGACUGCUAAUUGUGAGACACGCCCACCCCCCCAGAGGCUUUAUCCUUUCUUUAUCUUACGUAUUCACUAAAUUUAUAAAAGAAAGAGAUGAACAAUGGGUUACUCAGCAUUUCUCAAAAUUUCUUGAAAGUGUUUUAUAAGUUAGUGUUCUUAAAAACAAUUAUAUAUUUUUUUGUUUGUUUUUCAGUGAGCACAGUCACUUUCAAGGGUUUAAUCAAACUUUUUUUUUUUUUUUGGGGGGGGGGGGA
Molecule: messenger RNA, 3940 nt
Organism: Marmota monax (woodchuck)
Lineage: Eukaryota; Metazoa; Chordata; Mammalia; Rodentia; Sciuridae
Gene: Znf311
Product: zinc finger protein 311
Exons: 6
Coding region: 1767-3521 (584 amino acids)
Biological process (GO): regulation of DNA-templated transcription
Source: RefSeq, a predicted model, not a curated record